GAUUUGGCAUUUUGUCGUAAGGUGUAUUCCUAUGGGGAAUGUAACAUUCAGCCUGCUUUUAUAUUUUAGCUUUUUUUUAAACGAAAAAAAUGGUUGUGUUUGAAUUUUGAUCGGGAGUUUUAGGCACUGGAUCACGAGGUCCAUCAUGCGGAAAAGUCCCGGGGAUGUGAUUAUCAUCAAAGCAGAACUACUAGAUUAAGUUGCAGUUUUUGUUGUUGUAAUUAGUGUUGUAUUUUAUUAUUUUAUUUACAGCAAAAGACAAAGUAGUUUCUCAAGAAAAGGCAGCUGAGCUACAGUUAAUCCAAAAUGUCGUCGGAGGAAUUCGAGAAGUUGCACGAAAUCUACAGAUCACUGUAUGAUGAGCUCAAGCUAAUGCCAGAGAGAGUUCUGAAAAGCCACGGAGAGGAGAGGAAGAGGUUGGUGAGGAUCUUCGAUGAGAGGCAGGGGGAGGCUGAGGAAGUGUUACAAGGAAUGGAAGAAGAGCUGCGUGCUGCCCCUUCCUCCCACCGAAAUGCUAUGAGUACAAAGCUGCGCCUGUACCGCCGGGAUCUGGGCAAGCUUCAGAGAGACAUGAAAAACUCCGCUCCUGGCUUUGGUUCUUCUUCCCAGCCAGUGGAAGGAAGUCAUCAUGGCAUCUAUUCGUCACAAAAUCAACAAAGUACACACCUGCAGUCCCAGAGAGCCCUGCUCCUCCAGGGCACAGAGUCUCUGAACAAUGCCAGCCAGAGUAUUGAACGAAGUCAGCGCAUCGCCAAUGAGACGGAGCACAUCGGCACAGAUAUCAUCGAGGAGCUGGGAGAGCAGAGGGAACAGCUGGACCGCACCAGAAACAGAUUGGUGAAUACUGGAGAAAACCUCAGUCGAAGUAGGAAAAUUCUUCGUGCCAUGGCACGGCGACUGGUGACGAACAAGUUGCUGUUAGGUGUCAUCAUUUUAAUGGAGUUGGCCAUUCUAGGUGCUGUGAUUUAUCUGAAGUUCUUCAGACGAUAAGCAAACAAUUCCAUCUGAAAACAGUCUUAAGCUCUGGAUCCAGGACAAAGCUGUCUCCACUGACCAUCCAGUAGCAAUAAUGCUGUUCUAUUGUAUUCAGCCAACUGUUUCUUUGAGUGCAAAUAAGGACAAUGAGAUGGUUCAGUCUUAAAGUGAACCUUUACCGAGAGGGGAUUCUGUCCAUGGGCAGGUGAAGUUCAUUUGACCAGAAUUUUGAACCUGUUAAUGGACCAAACCUACAGAAACUCCAUGGACAAACUGUGAACUGAGAUUUGCACUGUUUUAUCAGACUGUUAAUGCCAAUGAUGCCCUGCAGGAUGAUUUUCUGGACGUGUUGGCUUGUACAGACCCCAGCGAUGAUUCUCUGUAAGGAUUUAUUCAAGCCUGAGUAUGAUCUACUUACUCCCACAUGUGUAGAUUCUCCGGUACUUGUUAAGUGUUACUGAGAGACAUUGGGGGUUUAUUAAUUCUCAGAUUGAGAUACUUUAUUAUUAGUUCUCAAAGUAAUUGUAUUGUGCGAUUAUCUUUAUAAUACUAAACAACAGUAUGUGAUGAAAUGGCACCAGUUGAAUCUAUUUUUGUUGUGAUGUCAUGCCCAGUAUCCAAAUGGUUGUAUUGAGCUCAUUGUUCCAAUUCUGAGUACUGAGUGAGACCUGAAGCCAAAUUUGUCAGUCAGAGGUGUGAAUGGCAGAAUGGGUGGAAACUCUUAAUACAUGCAAUGUUCUUAACAGUUAAUAAUGUUGUCUGAUCACUGUAUAAUACAAAAAUCACUGUUUGAAAUAGGCUCAGUAUUCCUUAUUUGACAGUCUACACAUCAUUAAAUCUAAUCUUUAACCUCA
Siniperca chuatsi (mandarin fish) is the source of this 1829-nucleotide messenger RNA. RefSeq names its product vesicle transport through interaction with t-SNAREs 1B (gene vti1b). The transcript is spliced from 6 exons. Bases 307 to 990 code for a protein of 227 amino acids. NCBI's taxonomy places the organism in Eukaryota, Metazoa, Chordata, Actinopteri, Centrarchiformes, Sinipercidae. The record is from RefSeq and is a predicted model, not a curated record. Gene Ontology annotation, cellular component: Golgi apparatus; endoplasmic reticulum membrane; SNARE complex. Gene Ontology annotation, molecular function: SNAP receptor activity; SNARE binding. Gene Ontology annotation, biological process: macroautophagy; retrograde transport, endosome to Golgi; regulation of protein localization to plasma membrane.